AUGAAUGAAGAUUACAGCAAGGAAUACGAAUGGUUCGCCUAUUAUAUCACGGCAACAUCAAUCCUCAUCUUUACCAUAAUUUGGUCCCUUCUGCCUGAACAGAGUGAAUUCAAUGGUACGAUUCACGUUCGAUUAUUCCAAGCAUUAUUAGACAUUUUACCACAGAGAAAAUGGGUUAUUUAUCUACAAUGUCUUAUUUUGAUGGGGAUGCUAUACACAUAUUUGGCAUUAAUUACAUAUAAUGAAGAUGUUCUCAUGCCACCAUUAGACAAUUUGAAUACAGUGACGGAUUCUCAAAGUAGACUGGCAGUUGUUGAAGAGAAGCAAAAAUUUCUGAACAAUUUUACAUUUAAAGAAACAAGUGCUUUACUAGAUUUACCUAUAAUGGAUGUUUGCGAAAUUUUGCACGGUGAUAAUCAGUUAAAAUAG
This is a messenger RNA of Zygosaccharomyces rouxii, 429 nucleotides long. It is a transcript of the gene GPI19, whose product is annotated as phosphatidylinositol N-acetylglucosaminyltransferase GPI19. Lineage: Eukaryota; Fungi; Ascomycota; Saccharomycetes; Saccharomycetales; Saccharomycetaceae. Gene Ontology annotation, molecular function: phosphatidylinositol N-acetylglucosaminyltransferase activity. Gene Ontology annotation, biological process: GPI anchor biosynthetic process. The record is from RefSeq and is a predicted model, not a curated record. Bases 1 to 429 code for a protein of 142 amino acids. The transcript has a single exon.